Molecule: messenger RNA, 7621 nt
Organism: Anguilla anguilla (European eel)
Lineage: Eukaryota; Metazoa; Chordata; Actinopteri; Anguilliformes; Anguillidae
Gene: rsf1a
Product: remodeling and spacing factor 1a
Exons: 16
Coding region: 24-4532 (1502 amino acids)
Biological process (GO): regulation of DNA-templated transcription
Cellular component (GO): RSF complex
Source: RefSeq, a predicted model, not a curated record
CUCCUGCUCCCCCGUUGGAAAAAAUGGCUGCUCCGGCGGCAGCGGCGGGUCCUUCCCCCGGUUUGUGCCCAAGCUACGCCGUUGUCUGUUCUUUUCUGGAGCGGUAUGGAGCCGCACUGGACCUGCCAGAGUUGACGUUUCCGCAAAUGGAGAGAUAUCUACAGGAGAGUUCCGUAGUCCCUAAGCCCUUGGUGGAGCUUCAUGUGAAGUUAAUGAGGAAAAUUGGGAAGUCUGUAUCUGCAGAAAGAUGGGAGAAAUAUCUAAUCAAGGUGUGUCAAGAGUUCAACAGCACUUGGGCCUGGGAGCUUGAGAAGAAGGGAUACAGGGAGAUGACAGUAGAGUGCAAGACAGGAAUCCUCAAAUACUUGUGUGAGUGCCAGUUUGAUGACAACAUUAAGUUCAAGACAGCAAUAAAUGAGGAGGAUCCUGAUAAAAUGCGUCUGCAGCCAAUUGGCCGGGACAAGGAUGGCCUCAUGUACUGGUUCCAGUUGGACCAGGAUCACAAUGUACGAGUCUACGUGGAGGAGCAGGAUGACCUCGAUGGAUCAUCCUGGAAGUGCAUCGUCAGAACUCGAAAUGACCUAGCAGAAACCCUGGAGCUGCUUAAGGCCCAGAUCGACCCAGCUCUCUUGACCAAGAAGGAAGCACAGGAGGGAUCUGGCAGUACCAGUCCAAGCCCAGAGGACGAGGAGAAUAAGAAGGAUGGGGGAGAACGAGAAACAGAGAAUCUGAAAAAAACAGAAAAAACGAAUGAAACCUCAGAGGAUGAAGAAAAAAAGCCUGAAGAGUGUGGCAUUCGUUCCAUCUCCCCUGUGGCAGGAAGUGAACAAAAGGCCUCCAGAAAGGACGAAAAAUCUGAUGCAGCACAGGAGGUCAAGCAGGGGCCCACCAAUAACAAGGAGAAAGUAGAGUCAACCUGCAAGAUGGAGAGGCCAGAGGUAAAACCCUUCAUUGACAACAGGGUCAGUACUAUCACUGCUAUCAUUAAGGAGGAACCCAAAGACACAACCCUGAGUUCAGCUGUGCCAGAGUUCCCAGCAAAGAUGGACACCCAUGAGGAAACAAAGGAGAAGACCUCAGAGGAAGUGGAGCGAGCAUUGAAGAAUGACCAGCAGGCUAAAAUCCCCCUGAAAAAGAGGGAGCUCAAACUGAGUGAGGACUUUGACAAUGGGGGGAGUAUCAUUGUCCGUAACCCAUCUAUCACUCCCACCAAAGAGCUGCUUAAGGAGGAGGUGGCAAAAGCAGAAGAGGAGAGCAAGGGACCUCCUUGCUCCACCUUAGGGGCCUUGGAGAAAGAGCCAAAGGGUGACUUAAUCAAUGGGGAGGUCCAACCUGCUAAAGAAAUACUCUUGGACACCAGAUCGGAGAAGCCAAACAGCAAGCAGGCUAAUAAUGAAGAGUCACAAGUCAGUGCUGUCUGCAAGGAAGAGAAUGGUCCAGCAGGGGGCAGUGUGAUAGUUGAAACCCGCAAAGUGGAGACAUUGAUGUCUGCAGUACCAGAGAAAUUAAGUGAGACAGAGAAAUUUAAGCAACCUGUUGAAGAGAAAACCAUCCCCAUAAAGGAAAAAGGAACUUUGUCUGCAGGUGAUGCCAUUGCUACCUCAGACAACAGGACAACAAGAGGAGCUUCUAAAGAGACAGAGAAGUCCUCUCCUGUUGAGGUGUCCAUCCAGCAGGAAGGAAGGCAAGAAGAGCCCAUGGAGAUUUCAGCAUCCUUGAAUGUAUCGGAGUCCAAAGAGAAGCCUAAUCAGGAAGCCCUAGGAGAAAAGAAGGAAGGGAUCUCUGGCAUGGAGAAGGAGAAGGAUGGGGAUAAGUCCAAGGAAGAGACCAGUGUUGCAGAAUCCAGCCAUCCUGAAAAAGCCAGGUCUGAGGAGGCUUCUGACAGGAAGGUUGAGGUAGAUGUCUCACCUCCUGAGAAGGUCAAGGUUCAGAAGAUCACAGCAGACCAAGAGAAUAAAACCAUGGAACGGGAAUCCACUCUUAGAGAGGAGAGUGGAAAUACUGAAAUUUCAGAUAAAGCGGUAGAGAAGGAGGACAAGAAAGAGAAAAGGGGGCUUGAGAAGAAACAUAAAAAAAGCAAAGCCAAAAACAAGGAAAAAGAAGAUGACCUGGACAAAGUGGCCACAGGUGAAGAGGAGCAGGGCGGCGAGCAAGACGCUGAGAAGCCCAGCUGCCAAGAGGAAGCCGCAGUAGCCGAGGAGGGCGAAGAGGUGUCCUCAGAAAUUCAAACGGAGGGCAUCCGUCUCAAGAUCAAAAUCCCCUCCCACAAGAGGAAAACGAUGCUCCAGGGAGAGGAGAAGGGGCCGGACACAGGGGCUGAUGUGGCUGAUGGGAGGUCCCUGAGGAGGUCACCCAGGAUAUGCCGGCCCACUCCCAAGUUGGCAGAGAUCCAGGACAUGAAACUGGAGAAGAAGCAGUUGGCCUCAGUGCUUGAAGAUGAGGAGGAGGAUGAUGAAGAAGAGGAAGAAAAGUCUUCAAAGAAAUCACGGGAAAACUCAAGAAAGGCUGACCCUGAUGGACAGACCAAAUCAAAGGGAAAACGGCGACGUCGAGCCCGGUGGUCGAACACUCGCCGGUGGCGAAAAACGAAGGGCUCCAGUGAUGAUGAUGAUGAAGAUAGUGAGGAUGAUGACAGCGACGAAGAUUACAAGGUGGAAAAGCCCAAGGACAGGCAGGAGUCAGACUCGGAGUCAGACUCGGAUUCCACACCUAAUGAUGACCCCUGCAAACACUGUGGCCUCCCAAACCAUCCUGAACUGAUCCUGCUCUGCGAUUCCUGUGACAGCGGCUACCACACGGCCUGUCUGAGGCCCCCCCUCAUGGUCAUCCCGGAUGGGGAAUGGUUCUGCCCACCUUGCCAGCACAAACUGCUGUGUGAGAAGCUGGAGGAGCAGCUGCAGAACCUGGACGUGGUUCUGAAGAAGAGGGAGCGCGCAGAACGAAGGCGGGAACGCUUGGUGUACGUGGGGAUCAGUGUGGAAAACAUCAUCCCGGCUCCCGUAAGUACAGAGGACUUGGAAUCUAAUGGCCGUAACACGGUUAGUCAACGCAGUGCUCAGGAGGCAGAAGUGGAAGAGGAAAAGCAGGAAAAGAAGAAAGAUGUCAAGAAAAGCAGGAAUCUGGGUCGGAGGUCCACGAGAGCGCGGAAAUGUAUAAGUUACAGGUUUGAUGAGUUUGACGAAGCUAUUGAUGAGGCGAUCGAGGAGGACAUUAAGGAAGCAGAGGGAGGAGGCGCUGGCCGCGGUAAAGACAUGGCCAACAUCACGGGACACCGAGGGAAGGACAUCUCCACCAUCCUGCAGGAGGAGGGCAAGGAGAACCGCCGGCCCGCCAAGGCCGCGCCCGCCCCGCGCAGGAAGAAACGGAGACGCCUCAACGACCUGGACAGCGACAGCACCGUGGAGGAGGAGGAGAGCGAGGACGAGUUCCGCCUCAGCAGCAGCACGGAGGAGGAGGAGUUUGUGGUUUCGGGCCAGGGGGACAGCGAUGGCGACGGCGACGCUCGCUCCAUGGACGACAGCGACUUCGGCAGCUCGGGCGGCGGCACGCGCUACCGCUCCUCCCGGACGAAGAACCGCGCCAGGAACAGGCAGAAGAAGAGUGUGCGGAGACCGCCGAGGCGACGAAGAGCUUACUCAGACGACGAAGAAGAAGAAGAAGAGACUGAUGAUGAGGAGGAAGAAGAGGAGAUGGUGUCUGAGGGCUCCAGCGACUUCAGCGACAGCGACCUGGACAUGCGGCGGAGGCGUUCCCGCCGGAGCCAGAAGAAGCAGGUCAACUACUGCGAGACCUCCGACAGCGAGCGCUCGCAAAGCGCCGCCCACCGCCACAAGCAGCGGCCCCACCCACGGCGCCUCUCCAGCUCCGACAGCGACGGGAGCGUUUGUUCCAAAGACUCCAGUGGUGAGGAAGAGGAGGAGGAUGGUAAGAAUAGGAAGAAGAGGGUGAAGAGAGGCAAUUCCUCGGAGGAAGACUCCAGGAGACAGCGCAAGCGGCUGGCCCUGAAGCGACGGAGACGCUCCACGGAUGACGAUGACGAAGACGAGGAGGACGAGGAAUCUGAGGAAGAGGAGCGGCCCGUCCGCAAGAGGUUGAACCGCAUUGAGACGGACGAGGAUGAGGAGGAGGAGGAGGAGGAGGAGGAGGAAAAGGAGGAAGACAAGAAGAGGAAAAGGCCGGAGGCAGGGGAGGAGGGCGGGGCUGCAAAGAGACCCAACAGGAUCACCAGCGACGAUGAAGACGAGGCUCUGGGGAAAGGGGGGAGCUCGCUGGACUACGGCCUGGCGGGGAUUCCCCCCACCAACGGACAGAGCCAGCCCAAGGGCCCCGGGCCCCUCGUCCCCAAGCACGGCGCGGCCGUGGCACCCAAGGACAGCGGGCCGUCACCGGCCACGGGUGCCCCCGGCGCCCCCGCCACCCUGGCUCCCAACGGCGUGGUCCCCCAGGAGACGGCUGCGCAGGACGAAGACGAGGACGACCUCUUAGGGGUGACCGACCUCGUGGACUACGUAUGUAACAGCGAACAGUUGUAGGGCGUCGCGGUUCUGUGAUCAUUUAAUGUGUUUUGCCAACAACCCACCCCUACUGCUCUGACCCAUUCCCUUAUCUCCUCCUGGAAGUGAACUGGACUUAACCGUGAUGGGCGUCCCUGACGGCAGCGACUACUGGAGGGCCUGCACUGCUCGCAUGCGGUGUUAACAUCCUCUCCUCUGCACACCCAGACACUGACACACCACAGAAGAAGAGCAGAAGUGUCCGCCAGUGGACACACAACCUCUGUUCUGUGUACAACAGCACUUGAGAGACCCAUUUUAGGUCACUUUUCUUUUUUUUUUAAAAAGUUAAUAUGGAAUCAUAGGCACCCUAUGUUGUAUGUCCUCUGCUUGUUUGUCGGUCCUUGUACGUAAUAGAAAAGUUGUUGUGUUAUUUUUGUUCCACUACUGUAAGAUUUGUAUAUUUUAUAUGAAAAGAAACUCCUCACCUCUGCGAAGAAAUGGGAGACCUUUAUUGGGGGGACAGGUAAAAAUGCAUUCCUUUCUCAGCUAGACAUGUAGAGUUUCCCGGGAUCAAUGUCAGAGGACAAACGAAGCGUUUUCUCAGUGAGAAACGAUGAUUUCCAUGUGCUCUCUUCCUCAUCCUGAAUUUAUGUCAAAUCCAAAAGGUAAAUUUUCGCAUCAGUCUCAACACCAUUAAACUUAGUCUUUAGUCACUUUCAUGGCUAGCUUAACCAUGAAACUAAACCUUUUAAUAUAGUGUAUUCGGUAUGAUCAGAUGUCCACUACUACGUACACUACCUGUCUGUUCUAACAAAGUGUCCAUUCAAACAAUAUUAAUUUUUGGAAUUUCUCUCAUUGAAGGCCAGGCAAAGACCAUCUUCUCCCUGUCAGUUUUCACAAUCUGAAAAGUUCCCUUUUAACGGCAAACUUAUCACACCAAUGUAAUUACUUACUAAGGUAGCUUGACUCUUGCCAAGUUUCACAUUUUUUGCUUCAUUUACUUAGUGGACAGUUCCAUGUGUGUUUGCCAGUAUUUUAUCCGACACAUCACCUUUUACUACUUGAGAGAGAAAAUUAUGUCUGUGUGUGUGUGUGCAUGUGUGAAUUUAAGGAGUGUCGGUGGAUGCAGCUGUUUCUUCUUUUUUUUAAAUGUUGAAUUGUUCUGACAUCCCAGUCAACCUCAUGAAUGACUUCCUUUGUGAAGUCUUUAUUUACUUUUAUCUAACUACUCAUACUCAUGGACACAUCGGCAUUUAGUACAGACUGUCUUUUAAUGGCUUUGAAUAAAUUCACCAUGAUUUUCUUGCCCCUUUGCUUUCUGUUAUGAUUUGAAUGUAUAAUCUUAUUGAACUAUUUUUUUUUACUAUUUUUAUUUUCUUUUUUCCUUUUUGUUUACACUCUGCCAAAACUGUUUCAUUUUCAAUCAUUCUGCGGUAAAACAUGGUGAAGAAGAAUAUAAUUUAACUUUGUUUUUUUCUCCAAUUGUUGGUGUAAGAACCACCUCACGUUCAGUGUAUUUUGUGUUGGAGCUGACAGUAUACAAUUAUUCUAGCUAGCUGCUGGUGGCACAAGAAUAGAUUAAAAUUGGGGGCUGUUUUUACGGAUGUUGUACCCUGAAGGACCAGGGAAAAUGAUGUUUCAUGUCAGAAUAGUUAUUUUAUGCAAUAAUCAGGAUUUUACCAGGUAAUUUAGUGUUGGCUUUUAAAAUGUGUUAAUUACAAGGACCAACAUGCCACAAAAAUGCUUGGCUGAUGGUAACCGGGGGACGAAAUUGGACGUAAUUACAUGUAACUGGCUGGAAUGGUUGUCUUGGAAGCUUUGAUGGUAACUUGCCUUUGGUUAUAUACAUUUCAAGGUUCCUUUGUGUUGUGUAUUUUCCCAGUUUCUCAUGUUGGUUGUACAGUGUUUUUUGGAAUGUUCUUGUAAACACUACUCUAUCUCCGUGUUCCUUCAGUCAUAGUUUUUCUGAACCCUGUGGGAGAGAUGGAGUCUAAAUUAAAGCCUUGGUCAUUGUAUAAAGAUCUUUGUAGCCUGCAAACCUUUGGGAAGUAAUGGUCUGUUGGUGAGUUUAAGUCUUAGCUUGAGGGAGAUUCCUGAUACAUCAGCAGCACAUCAAUUGGUUAAAGUGUACAGUCUCAAAAUUAAACCCUUUAAUUUGGCAAAGCAAAAACAGAAAAAUAAAACAUCUAUCUCUACAUUGUGUGUAUAUUUGUAGUUUAUGCUGUAACAUAUUAGUAACUUUUUUAAAAAUGGAAAAAAGUAUAUAAGCAUUUCUUUACAACGGCAACUCUUUAUAAUUUUGUAGUAAGUUGUCAUAUUGGCACAACUUUUGUAAUUUUAAACAGUGUCUUGGCAUGUUGCUCAACAUCUUCCUGCAAGCAGUAAAUGUAUUUUUGCUUGAGAAUUUGCAAGGUUAAAAAUCCUAUAACCUCUACCUAUCUUGUAUUUAACAGUGUCUUUCAUCCCUUGUUAUUGCACUGUAGAUAGGAAAAAGUAAGUUACAACAAAGUUAUACAGCAUGUAUUGAUAGAGUAAAUCUUAAUACAUGCAGAGACACUUGGAGAGAGUGUGAUAUGAAGUAGGAGUGACUAAAUCAUGUCAGAAGUGGCUGCUUUUAUACAAAUAGUCUUGUAAAAAAAUAAUGUUAUAUUAUUAGCAUAUACAUUUGGAGUGAAUACAACAGUGGUUUACUUGAGUAAAAAUACAAAUAUUGCUCAUCUCACAUGUAGUGUGUGCACACUAUUCCAUAAUCCAUGCUAAUUAGUCUGGAUUUGCAGGUAAUAUGCAAACUACUGCUUUACCACUCUUCAUACUUUUGGCCUGUUCAUUCAAGCAUUUUGUUACUUCAUCCUGUGCUUUUUGAAUUUUAAACAACAUGAUGUGUUGUUUAAAUCAGUAUAUUUGUUAAAAAAAAUGAAAAAACAUGAAAGAAAAAAGUCAGUGCCAAUGUUUUCGUGUGUGUAGUGCUAACAGGUGUAAAACACAGGCCUUCAAAUGUGGACCUUAGCUUUAGGCCUAUAGUCUGUGUUCCCAUUUCAAAGCCUUUUAUUAUUAAACCUGCUGUAAUUUCUUUCUUAUGGAUACAGAACUUGUACAUUUGUCAUAAUAAAAAGGCUUUAAAAACC